Molecule: messenger RNA, 3574 nt
Organism: Meleagris gallopavo (turkey)
Lineage: Eukaryota; Metazoa; Chordata; Aves; Galliformes; Phasianidae
Source: RefSeq, a predicted model, not a curated record
CAUGUUUUUGACACGCGGGUUGGGUGCAGGCGUGUGUUGGUUGCACGCGUGUAGUUGCAUGUGUAGCUUUGUUGCAAGCAUUUAUCGUGGGUUCCCUCCGUGCAUAUUUAUUCAUUUAUUUAUUUAUUUUCCUUCUCUUUGCAUCUGCAGGGGCGCAUGGAAUAUCUCGUAAAAUGGAAGGGCUGGUCUCAGAAGUACAGCACUUGGGAACCCGAGGAGAACAUCCUGGAUGCCCGGCUGCUCGCGGCCUUCGAGGAGAGCUUUGGUUCUUUUGACACCUCUAGGGAGCGAGAAAUGGAGCUAUUCGGGCCUAAAAAGCGCGGCCCCAAGCCCAAAACCUUCCUGCUAAAGGCCCAGGCGAAGGCCAAAGCCAAAACCUACGAGUUCCGCAGCGACUCAUCCAGGGGGAUCCGGGUGCCGUACCCCGGGCGAUCCCCGCAGGAGUUGGGCUCCACGUCCCGUGCGCGGGAAGGACUCAGGAAUAUGGCCCUGACCCCGCAGGGCAGCGGCAGCAGCAGCGUGCCCAAAGCGGACGGCGUGCGGGACUGCGUCCUCCGGGUGGAGGAGAAACCCGGGGAGACACCUAAAAAACGGGGCCCGAAACCCAGGAAGGAGCUGUAUAAGGACCUGGCGGAGAGUCUGGAUGCCUCCAAGAGGAAACUGGGGGAGCCGGGGGACAAAGUGGGGGACUACCUCAAGGCCAGGAAGAUGGAGGAGGCGGCGGGCGCCGCCAAGUUCUCCUCGGGACACAGCGUCAUCCAGCUGGCACGCCGACCCGAGCCCGACCUCAGCGGCGCCGUGCCCGGCCCCAACCGCCUGGAGGUGGGCACCAAGCUGGGCACCGCCGACCCCUACGCACCACGUGUGGCCAAACACCGCUCCGACCUGCUGGACCCCAAAGGGCCGGGCGGGCUGGACCCCAAAUUGCUGCACGGAGCCGUGGGGCCCGGCCCCGGGGGGGGGCUGUUCCGUGAUGGUGGGGGCCCGGCGGGGCGGCCCUCCCUCAUCGCCCGCAUCCCGGUGGCCCGGAUCCUGGGGGACCCCGAGGAGGAGUCGUGGAGCCCCUCGCUCAGCAACCUGGAGAAGGUGGUGGUCACCGACGUGACCUCUAACUUUUUGACCGUCACCAUUAAGGAGAGCAGCACGGACCAAGGAUUCUUUAAGGAGAAGCGAUGAGUUCCUGCUGGUGGUGGUGCUGGGGCUUUUCUUCGGGCUAGAUCCAGACAAAAGCUUGGUCAGAGCUUGGUGGGCUUUUUUUCUUUUCUUCUUUUGAUUUUUAUAUUUUUUUUAAUUUCCUGGAGAGGAUUUAGAAACUGUCCUAAAUUCAUUCCCUCAUUCUUCUUUUUUUUUGUUUUUUGUUUUUUUUUCCUUCCCACGUCUCACAUUUCGUUGGAAAGAUUAUCUCUAGAGUUAUAUUUUCUAUUAGAUGUAAAUAUGUUAUUUAAGAAGAAAAUGCUUAUAUAUAUAUCUAUAUAUAUAUAUUUCAACUCUGAGUUGUUUUAUUUAAAUGGAGACAACAGUGACUGCUCAGUUGCUCUUAGAAAGGACAAUAAAACUGAGAACCAACGGAGUUCACGCAUCUGUUGCAGGAGCCGCUGUACAUAACGAAUGAUGUUCAUAGCAAAUUAUGUUCUGAUUUUUUUUUUAAUUAUUUUUUUUUUUUAACUAUUAUUUUCCAUAUGAUGCUAUGGAUGGUGAUGGGGGAUGUGUUACUCCCCCUCGGGGUCGGAUGCCCCGGAUUUCUUGAUUGUGAUAUUAAGGUGUUGCUUGUACAAUCAAGUGUGCUGUAUCCAGAACUGUUGCCCUUGACGGCUGAAGUUGGCACUUGAAUUGACAGUAUUGCUGGGGAGGGGGCGUUUCCAGAUUUAAAAACAAAUAGUGGCUGCAACAUCGGGGCGGGGAAAAGCAGAAGUCCAUAAAAAGGCUGAAACCGUUCUAGUGGAGCAUUAACUUGAAUUACCUUUUUCUUGCGAAGGAAGAGGAGGUUUGUGUGUGAGGUUCCUGAGAGGGGUGAUACUGAAAUGCACUUUAAUAGAAUUGUCACAGCAGUUGUGGGAGACAGAACUGAGCUGAGAAUCUGUUUUCAUUUUGUCUGGUCGCUUGAUUCUUUUUCCCCCACCCGCUUCCAAAAAAACAAAACAAAAAAAGCCAACAACUCUGUUUACAUUCCUGAAAUGCCAGAGAGGUUUGGGAGGGUACCGUAUGGCUGCCCAUAUUUAGAUGCUUUAUGCUGCUAUAGAAAGCGGAUUGUUGUGGUUUUUUUUUUCCCCCCCUUUCCCCACCACGUUUCACUUCAGGCUGUCAGAAGGCGCCCGGUGCAGCGUUUUGUAAUAUCCACAUCCCUGACAAAUCCCAGAGCCACCUUGAUGCAUUCAGAGACAAUAAAUAUUUCCCUUUUCUUCUGCUGGUUAAACAAUAGCCAAGGGGCUGAAUCUUCCUGUGUGGAGCAGCUCCUGCUGACUCGGGGUGGCUUUCAGUGUUUGUAUUUCCCUGCCCAUCUCUCGUGGCUCCCGAGGGCUGUGCAGCUCCGCAGUGCCAUGGCAGUGGGGCUGGGUGGCUCUGACUGGGGAGCAGCUCUCCCCUCUGCUCCCAUUGCCACCUCCGUUUGCUUUCCUCUAAACUCCAUUGCAGCUGAACCAAGGUUUGGGGAUGUCGGGGGGCCGUUCUGUUGUAUUUUUUUUAGUUGAUGUAGAGCAGGUGUCCUCGUGUCCUCACGCAUUGAUUUGAGCAUCUCUGGCGGUUCGAAAGCACAAAUCUGUCCGGCAGCCCCCAAGGGCCCGGGGUUGGGGGGAGAUUGGCCUUUUCCAUCCUUUCCAAUUGGCCCAAGGAAGCUCUUCGUCGCUUCCUGAUCUGGGGGCUGCACAGAAGCUGAAAGCACAUGGGGCCCAGUGGGGAGAUGGGGCUCGGCGAGGAGCCUCCCUUCAGCCCAAUGGGAGAGCCACGCUCCGCCUGGCCGUGCCCCUCUGCCCUUCCAUUUUUGGGACCGUUGCCUUUGUCAGAUGACAUAGCAAGAGGAUGCUGUAUUGACUGUACAAAGGGAGCCGUGUCUGUGACUUCUUCUUUUUCGUUGUUGUUGUUGUUUGUUUUGUUUCUUUGUUUUGUUUCGUUCGAAGGCAUAUUUUGUAAAAUGGAGAUUUUUCACUCGGUUUGUGUGCUGGGAUCGGUGCUGGGGCUCAGCAGCUGCUGCAGGAGGUGCGAGCUGGGAUUGAGGAUGGACGGAGCCGCCCUCCCUCCACCUGCAGAGGUGCUGAAGGCUGAGAAAUGUGCGAGAUGCCGGGGCAGGGCUCUGCCUCCUGCAGCCCCGUGUAACACGUAUAUAGAGCAAGCCGUACAUGUGGGUGUAUAUGUGUGUAUGUAUAUAGCGACGUAUAUACUGAGCGUGUGCGUGGGGGUGUGUGUGCGUGAAUUAUUUAAAUCUAAGACUUGUAUAAAAACAAACAAACAAACAAAAAAAGAUUUGGCUAAAUCUCAGUCUCAGAAAAGUGAAGCUUAACUUACGUGUCUUCUGCCAGCCGUGAAUGUCCGUAUGAGACCUGCUUUUUAUGUGAGUUUAAAUAUAUACUUUGUAAAUAGA